GCAAAAACCCUAAUUCGCAUCUUGUAUUUAGUUGUCUUGUUCAACUUUUAUUCCUUCGACGCUAGCAAGGAAAGGGUUUGUGCGGCUGCCAUUUUCGAUUUCAAGGUUUUUAAAAUUUUUGAAGAAUGGUGAGGAUCAGUGUGCUUAACGAUGCUCUUAAGAGUAUGUACAAUGCUGAGAAGAGAGGGAAGAGGCAAGUCAUGAUCAGGCCUUCUUCUAAAGUCAUCAUCAAGUUCCUUAUCGUCAUGCAAAAGCACGGUUACAUUGGUGAGUUUGAGUACGUUGAUGACCACAGGUCUGGCAAGAUUGUUGUGGAGCUUAAUGGAAGACUAAACAAAUGUGGAGUCAUCAGUCCUCGUUUUGAUGUUGGAGUUAAGGAGAUUGAAGGUUGGACUGCUCGUCUUCUUCCUUCCAGACAGUUUGGCUACAUCGUUCUUACUACCUCUGCGGGUAUUAUGGACCAUGAAGAAGCCAGGAGAAAGAAUGUUGGUGGAAAGGUUCUUGGAUUCUUUUACUGAACCAAAAAGCUUGAAGAAGAGAAUCUUACUGUCGUCUGUGAUGAUACUUUGCGCUUCUCCUUUUGGUGAGAAGAGGAAUUCGAUUGAGCUCAAAGUUUAAGGGGUAGUAGAGUUUUUGAUGUGUUUGUGUUUCUUUAGAUAAUAUGCCAUUUUGUUCGUUUUGGGAUUUGCGCAAAAGUUGUUGAAGACUUAUGAAUAGACAGUUUUUUCAAUUUCUGUUUCCAAAAAAAAAAACCAUGCUUUUCUUGAGCCAAUACUAUCAAUCGAGACGUUCGUGA
Molecule: messenger RNA, 796 nt
Organism: Camelina sativa (false flax)
Lineage: Eukaryota; Viridiplantae; Streptophyta; Magnoliopsida; Brassicales; Brassicaceae
Product: small ribosomal subunit protein uS8z/uS8w
Biological process (GO): translation
Cellular component (GO): ribosome
Molecular function (GO): structural constituent of ribosome
Source: RefSeq, a predicted model, not a curated record